AUGAGAACUCAGGAGGAGGAGGAUGCUCCGCUGCUGAUUGCAGGCGUUGUUGACAACCAUGGGCAGCUGAUCUUCUCUCGAGCCGCUGGCGGUGGCAACUGGCCAUUCGCCGCCUUCAUCAUCAAUAAGCACCACCCACUACCAUCCUCUUCCUCCACUCCUCUUCCUCCACUUCUGAGUGAGACUCGGCAACCACCAGUAACCAAAAUCCCGCUGCCGCCAUUACACUGAAGGGGCCGAGGUAACGAAGCGGUUUGUCUACUACGAUAUCUCCAUCAACCUCAUCAGAUUACUUGAGGGAGACCUUCCAGCAGUCCACCAUCCCUGCCACCACAAUUGUGAACAUGUGGAUCAGGAUGUCCCUGAUGCUCACUGAUAAGUCUUCAUUAUCAUACGUUAAUAAUUACUAAAUAAUAUAGUUUUAGCCUUGACUCAUGAUAAAUAGACUUAUAUUUGUGUUAAAGUGUGAAAAGUGGUUUUUGGUUAAUUAACAUGAAUUUUUGGCUAAUUAUGUGAUUUUAUACGAAUUUAUAUGAUUUUUACAGUCUUACUUUUGAGAUAAAUAAAGAAAAAAAAAUAAAAAAAUAUAUAGCAAAAUGGGGGUACUCAUCGGCCAGUCGGGCCCGCAAGCGGGUCGGAAGCACAGUCAAGGAGGAGCCACGAGCAGGGGCUCGAGUGGCUAGGACCGGUAGAGGUACAUGUAUGCCACUCCCCUUCCACAUCACUAGUGGCCAGUCGGCUGUGGGGCAAAGAGUGGUCGUACAUGCGUGAGAAAGGAACUUACUUGCAAAUAUAAUAUUACUAUAUAUUCACCCGAAACUUCAGCACACAAGCAAUGUGGGACUAGUGCAUCGCCAACGCAUCGCCGUUGCGACGCCAGAACUCUAUUUUCCUACUUUCAACUUAAUUUCUACUUCAUUUAGUGAUAAUUUGUGUGAUUUAAAUUUACUAAUAUAUACUUCAUUUAAUUACAAUUCUUCUGGCUUUUAUAGAUCUUAAUUUGAUCAAUUAAAUCGUUUGUAAUCAUUUACGUAAGAAUCAUCAGGUGAAACUCUAUUUUCGCCCGAUUCAUGUUUACCAGGCAUUGACGUCAUCCUAACGUCUGCACCCUUAUUUCCCUUUUUUCAUGAAUUUUAAAUAUAUUUUAUUUUUAUUUCCUAGUUUAAAAUUUAUAGAAAAUAGUAUUCUUUGAGGAAAAUUCUGAAUAAUUACCUGAUAUUAUAUUACAUCUUUGUAAUUGACUUGGAAAAUUACCACUAUUUUUGAAAUUUUUAUUGAACUAUAAUUGAUAUAUUUGUUCAGAAAUACUUCUAAAUAUCUAAAAAUUCAUAUUUUCUAGUUUUAUAAAUUUUAAAUUUGAGUGAUUUACUAUACAACAACUAAGUCACGUCACAUAUCCUCCUCGAUAGAUCCAUCAGCAACUCCUUCCUCGAGGCUACCACACCACUACUGUAUCCUCCUUUUUUUACGUCCUAGUUUGUUCUUGCUUUCUAACCGAAAUAAUCACACCAACAAUUAUCGUGUUCAAACCCUUGAGAAUUUUUUGUCAUUUUGUAUAG
This is a messenger RNA of Spirodela intermedia, 1559 nucleotides long. The record is from the annotation of a GenBank genome assembly. NCBI's taxonomy places the organism in Eukaryota, Viridiplantae, Streptophyta, Magnoliopsida, Alismatales, Araceae.